Anisakis simplex (herring worm) is the source of this 738-nucleotide messenger RNA. Lineage: Eukaryota; Metazoa; Nematoda; Chromadorea; Rhabditida; Anisakidae. The record is from the annotation of a GenBank genome assembly.
CUGACUGAAAUCAAAGUUAUGCAGAAAUAUAAACAUCAGAAUUUGGUGAACUAUAUCGACAGUUAUCUGGUGGAAGCGGAUGAUCUUUGGGUGGUGAUGGAUUACUUGGAGGGUGGUAAUUUAACCGAUGUAGUGGUGAAAACUGAAUUGGAUGAAGGGCAAAUUGCAGCCAUUUUAAAGGAGUGUCUUCAUGCGUUGCAUUUCUUGCACAGUCAUAGUAUCAUACAUCGCGAUAUCAAAUCCGAUAAUGUACUGCUGGGCAUGCAGGGCGCCGUGAAACUCACUGAUUUUGGCUUUUGUGCUCAAAUCCAGCCUGGAACGAAGAGGGCAACGAUGGUAGGGACACCGUACUGGAUGGCACCCGAAAUAGUGAAUAAGACGAAGUAUGGAUAUAAAGUGGACAUUUGGUCGUUGGGCAUAAUGGCGUUAGAGAUGCUCGAUGGUGAGCCACCGUAUCUACACGAAACGCCGUUGAAGGCGAUCUAUUUGAUAGCUCAAAAUGGGAAACCCGAAGUGAAGAAACGUGACACACUGUCGACAGCGUUCAACAACUUUCUGGAUCGAUGUUUGUGUGUACGGCAAGAGGAUCGAGCCGAUACAGACGAGCUGCUACGACAUCCGUUUAUCGAGAAGGCAAAACCGUUGAGUUCGCUGAUCGCCUAUAUUCGUGCCGUCAAAGAAUUGAAACUACAACAACUACAGCAACAACAACAGCAGCAGCAGCAGCUAUCCUCAUGA